Molecule: messenger RNA, 1521 nt
Organism: Rodentolepis nana
Lineage: Eukaryota; Metazoa; Platyhelminthes; Cestoda; Cyclophyllidea; Hymenolepididae
Source: the annotation of a GenBank genome assembly
AUGCAUGGUGAUAUGGUGCAAAGAGAACGGGAAGAAAUUAUGAAGAAUUUCCGUAGCAGUGAAAGUCGUGUGCUGAUCACCACGGAUCUGUUGGCGAGAGGAAUAGAUGUGCAGGAGGUAUCAAUGGUGAUAAACUACGAUUUGCCCAACAACCGUGAGUUGUACANGAUAACUCAUAUGUCUCGACGUAAGUUGUUUAAGAAAUUUGAGGUCCGCCGUGAUAAGCUCCCAGGUGUUCGUUGGGCAUCCCAAGGUCUACAUAACAUAAUUAAAUUCUUAACGUAUUCAAGGGAUUGUGAAGCCAUAAAAAUGUCAGAAACGAGAAGCAAACGAGCUAAUCCCGAUGAUGAUUUCAAAAAUAUGGAAUUCGAAACAUCUGAAGAUGUGGCCGUCCUUCCCACUUUCGACUCUAUGGAUUUGAAUGAAGAUCUUCUCAGAGGUAUCUACGCCUAUGGAUUCGAACGACCCUCUGCAAUUCAGCAGCGUGCUAUUAAACAGAUAGUUAUUGGAAAAGAUGUUAUAGCUCAAGCUCAAUCAGGAACCGGCAAGACAGCUACCUUGGCGAUUGCAUCAUUGCAAGUUUUGGACACUCAACUUCGUGACACACAAGUGCUGAUUCUAUCACCUACUCGGGAAUUGGCGUUGCAAAUCCAGAAGGUUAUUCUGGGAUUGGGAGAUUUUAUGAAUGUGCAGUGUCAUGCUUGUUAUGGUGGAACUAAUGUAGGUGAAGAUAUAAAAAAAUUGGAUUACGGUCAGCACAUUGUGUCUGGAACCCCUGGUCGGGUAUUUGACAUGAUUAAGAGGCGGAAUCUUCGCACGAGAACUAUCAAAUUGCUGAUAUUGGAUGAGGCGGAUGAGAUGUUGGAUAAGGGCUUCAAGGAGCAGAUUUACGAUGUAUAUCGUUAUCUACCUCCUGGAACUCAAGUGGUAUUAUUGUCAGCCACUAUGCCGCAUGAUAUUCUCGAGAUGACUUCCAAGUUCAUGACGGAUCCCGUCCGUAUUCUCGUCAAACGUGAUGAACUUACUUUGGAGGGAAUAAAGCAGUUCUUUGUUGCUGUGGAGCGAGAGGAGUGGAAGUUCGAGACCCUGUGUGAUCUCUAUGAUACCCUGACGAUUACGCAGUCAGUGAUAUUCUGCAACACUCGUCGUAAGGCCGAGUGGUUGGCUGAGAAAAUGCGAAAGAAUAAUUUCACAGUUACCGUUAUGCAUGGUGAUAUGGUGCAAAGAGAACGGGAAGAAAUUAUGAAGAAUUUCCGUAGCAGUGAAAGUCGUGUGCUGAUCACCACGGAUCUGUUGGCGAGAGGAAUAGAUGUGCAGGAGGUAUCAAUGGUGAUAAACUACGAUUUGCCCAACAACCGUGAGUUGUACAUUCACCGUAUCGGUCGGUCGGGUCGUUUCGGGCGGAAGGGAGUGGCAAUAAAUUUUGUGAAGAACGAAGACAUUCGCAUUCUUCGCGAUAUUGAGCAAUAUUACUCCACACAAAUCGACGAAAUGCCAAUGAAUGUCUCUGACCUUGUCUAA